CAGGCCUGCCGCUACACAACUACCUGUGUGUGUCUACCGUGUAGCGCAUGAUUUGACGAGAUUUUUUCUUGGCCAACGCUACGGGUUCAUUAAAAUCCAAUCGAACACGACUUAGUUUUUAGCAAUGCAUCCGCAACGCAAGUAGUUUAUUCAUCGAGUACGAGUUUGCACAGAUAAAACGCAGGCACAAUUUAUUUGAAUUUCGCCGAUUAUUUCAUGGUUUUGCGUAUAUUCAUGUAAGUGGCACAAUUGGCACAACAUACCGCUCAUUAGAUCGGAAUUUGUGGCUGCAGGGUGUUUCUGUUUCCUUGCGCAGAAAGGCCCUUUUUGUUACAUUCGUAUAGACAGUAGUGAACACGAAGAGCAAGAAUAGAAACUAAUGAUGAACAUUUUCGCUGAUAAACCCGCUCAUCAUUCGUGACGGCUAUGUCCGAAGUGACGUCGAUUUUUUAUCCUGGGCGGCGCAAUUCGCACCUUCCUUUGAAGCUUGCCGAGAAGUUUGAGGUGGAGAAGCCGACCGAGAUAAAAUGGGCACACGCGGUAAAAUACAGACAAAAAACGAACGGAUUGUCAUUUGCGAAAAAUACAUGAUGUAAAUCAGUUUUAGCUAUUUGAGGACAAAUAUUCAAACUCGAUGCUUCAGUUCAAAGCUCACCAGCAGGUUCGUUUCAUAAACAACACACACCACUUGCUGUUUCUGUGCAGUCGACAUACAUGAAACUCUGAUAAUAUCUUCUCUUCAGGUCAACACCCGCAGCAAGCUGGAGGAUGCGUUGCAAGGGGAUUGUCACAUGAUCGAGGCCGAUGUGUCUUUUGGCCCAUACGACGAGAACACGGAGCCUUCGGAUUCCAUCUGGAACGCUUGUCGCGGGCCCACGCUUCCCAGAACCGCAAGUACGGGAUCCGUGAACAGCACAUCGUCGACAAGCGCCUCCGGAGUGCCUCCUGCUGGCAACGGAACCAUAAACAAUAACAGCUCUUCCUCGUCCCAGAUGGAGCUCAUCAUGGCGCACCCGCCGCAGCAGCCUGGCAGCAACCUGAGCUUCCGCAAAUUCUGCGAGAAACUCAUCGCUCACAGCAUCGCGGUGGAGCGCAUGCAGCGCGAGACGGCGACGCUCGGGGGCGCGGGUAACGUAGCUGCCGCCCAAUUCCUCGAGAGUGUGUUUUCGCAAGACCAAAUUGAACGCAUGUCGCAUUGGCUACCCGCGAGUCCCAUGUCCCUCUCGAGGCUAACAUCGCGAGAACUCGCCUUUGGUUCCGCGCCGCCACUAACUACCGGGGAAGAGGAUCAAGGUGAUGAUCCUGUGAUAGUGCGGGGCUCACUGCAGAUCGGCGGAAGUCAGUCGUCCACCAGUCGUGCAGCUGGAGCUGCACCACCAGCCAAAAAGUCGAUUACCAGCCAGCCGCGCAGUGUUGAUGGCGAUCAUGGUUUCUGGCCCGCCGGAACUGCUGGUGGCAGUAGUGCAGCUACCGCGACAGCCAAUCCGAACGAGUCUCCCUCUACCUCCAGCGGAGGAGGUGUGCUAGGAAGUACAAGCAAUGACUUCCGGCUGGUCGUGGUGGAGGAUGAAAAUAAAGCAUCUGCCCCCGGCGCCGGUCCUCCGCCUCCGAGCGGAAAGGAACCUGGCACGAACGUGUCGCCCAGCAAGAGAGGAACAAGAAACCCGCCGAAAGCAAUCCGAACGGGAGAAGAAGAUGACAGCGCAGCUGAGGUAAGAAGUCACCUAGACAUUGACCUGGAAUCCGGAGUUCGCGAACCGCUCGAGCGUAGAGAUUCCUCAACGGUGCCGGAUGACGGGGCGAUUACCCCCAACCGCCCGCUCACUUUCGAUUUGGACAGUUUCGAACACGUGGCGAAGGAGCUCGGGCAGAAGGCCGUCGAGGAAGCACAGCGAGUCGCGCGGGGAGCGAAGAAGGUCGGCAAGGACCUUCAGAAGAAAGUCGGCCGGGCAUUAGGUAAUGACUAUGACAGAUCUUUUGCUUUUCUUGCUCUUGGAGGCCAGUGGCCUGCAUAUGGUGCAUUUCGUCUGUGAACCUCAUCUGACUAAAGAUUUUGCAAAAGGACUCUGGCUGCUCCUCUGAUCACGCACUCCUGCUGAUUCAGAUUGAAGGUUUCCAAGAGUUUAAAUUGCGAUUGACAUUUUUAUGACACAUCGGCACCUGCUGCGACAAGUUCAAGAACGAGCACAAGUCGAUUUGAUUCUUUGCUUCACGUAGUUCACGUGAAAAACAAAAACUAAAACCGACCAUUAGGUUUGACCCUGUCGCCUAAGGGAGUGAAGUUCGACUUCAAAAAAAGUGAGUGCAUCCAGGCUGCCAUUGACAUCAUCCUGGAGACGCGGUUGAUGGAUUAUGUCCCCUGCCUCAUGCUGAAUGCCGACAUCUUCUACGGACCCCUUGGGGCACCCGGCUUUUUUGCCCCACGAUUCAUAGAUGGCGAGUUCUUUGCGCAACAAUGCGCACGCGUCCCGAAAGCCUGGCUCAGUCUGGGCUGGAUGACCACCGACUUCGCCAUACGAAACCGGCACUACAGGUACGUAAUUGGUACAUUUGAUUGCCUGUUUCAACAUUUGCAACACCUUAUUCUUUCAGUUUCAAAUACUUUUACUCCGCCAUCCUCAUUCUCAUCCUAGCUUCAGUCCCUCACAGUGACACUUAGUGACGCUGAGGAUUCGAUCUUCGCAGCAAGUCUGAUUAAAUAACCAGGACUCAAAUAAUCGAGCGCAUGUUGGAGCUGUGCGAGAAAGAGAUAUGUUGGGACCCGAUUCUGAAGAGACACCGAAGUUUACGCGACACGGUGGACCACAUCACUUUUGCGGUCAACGCCCCCUAUGUCUUGCGCAGUCGUAAAAACCUUCGGUCCAUCCUUCUGGACAACUUGCCCAACUCUUCGCUGACGGUGUUCACCGGCACGGGCUCCCUGGGCAUCACGGAAACCACACUAGGCAAGAUCACAACCGAAUUUGACGACAGCCGACUCUUCAUCGACGUGAAAACGCAAACCUGGGUCGGUCUGCUGUGCUCCUGCUUCUUCUGCUGCGGAGGCUCCGCAGCUUCGCGACAAACAAUUUCGCUUGCGGAUCCUGAGUCAACCGAAGCGCUGCGCGCUGAGCUCUACCAACGAAUCAUGCGCAUGCGCAGCGGUAUAAAUUUUUUUGUCUGAAGCUUGCAUCCACGCGAUCGCCGAUGCUCUUAGUUGUGGACGACAAAAGUAAGUAUAUUGAAAUUUUUGAUUGGAGCUCCUUUGUUCUUCACAGUCAGCAAUUCCAACGCAAAGCACAAUUUCACAGUUGUUGGCAUUACCGCAGACGAGGACAUGGAUGACGACGAGGAGCUCCUGGAUGAGGUGACAGACGACGAAGAGGAUGCCAGUCAGCAGAUGCGCGUGAAGAUUCAUGACGAGGCCAAGAUUGACCCCGACCACUACCGCCUCUCCCCGCGGGGCGGCCGCGCGGGCGUUGCCGAUGCCACAUCCGGAUCCUCUUUGGCAACGAAAGCCACUCGCGCGGUCGGCAAGUACCUGCUGCCAGCCACGGCAGGAGGAGGUUCCUCGGCCUCCAGUCGUGGCAAGUACCAGGCUCUAAACGAGAACUUGUUGCCUGCCGGCGCCGACGAAGAAAUCGACAGCACGCCCAGUCAAAGCCCCACGGCGUCCACAAAAGGCUCGGCCUCGACCACUCCAGCAUUUGGCGCAGCUGCAACUACCUCCUCCGCGUCUGCCGUUUCUGCGUCCUCCAAGACCGCUAAAAGGCCGCCGUCAGGAACGGUUACUGCUUCAGCCGCGUCGACAGCAGCGAGCGGCCAGCAGGUCAGAAGAAAGUUUGAACCGCCACCGCUCACAACCUCCACAACAGCCGCGGCAAGAACAGCAGCUCCUGCUGACGAGAGUACCGCAAAGCUGCUACAAACAACAUCUGGACGUGAAGGUGGUCCGUUAACCCCGGAGGACGACGACGAAAAUAACGAGAAAUCGAAGCUGUUGACGUCGGAAGAGAUCGUCGCUCCACCCAACCCGCGCUCACCCGAAAGCAAGCAGCUUGAGGGCGAGCAUUCGGCGUUGCUCAGAAAUAAUGGAAGCAAAGAUCAUCCGCCUACAAUAGUAUCUUCCGUCCUUUCAAUGCCCGGCGUAGUAGGUACUAGCUCUAGCGCAAGAAACGUGCACCUAAUAACUUCGACAUCUUCAAAGCGCGACCACCACACCAGCUCGUCCACAGGUUCGAUGUCGACGCGCAGCCAGGUACCGACGGUAUCUUCCCAGAGCAGUCUUCUUACAAACUUCGAGCCAAAGUCGCCACGAACCGAGUUCGUCCGCAUUGAAUCCGAAACGGACGAAAGCAAUCUACCGUCGUCCGCCUCAAAACGGCGGCCAGCCGAACGCGACCGGGAUGUGUAGGUCCAGAGGAAAGCGUCGCCCGUGCCUUGGUUGUUGCACACCAAAAAUCAUUUUCCCUGCUGCCGCCGACACGUUCCCGUUCAAUGGAGAACAUCAUUAUAACGGCCUUCUGCUUUCUGGUGCCUUCAACUUCAUCUCAACGGUUCUAUCGACUUGUGGAGACAAGAAUGAGCAAGCAGUUGGAUGAUCUUACACUCGGGAUCGUCUUCUACGACCAACUACCCAUCUUCCGGGUACGUACUACUGCGCAUCUUCCAUCGAGGGUUCUUUAUGGCACCCUUGCGACAAAGCCAAAGCGAAUUUUCAUCUUCACACAGCGCCAAAGCCAAAGCGGUAAAGCAAUGUAAGAUUAUGCUAAUUGUGUUCAUCGCCAUGAUAGAGAAAGACCAGAAUAAACGAGUCCCAGAAAAAACAAGACCACGAAAAAUCGAACAUGUAGGAUCAUUGGAAUCGUCUACUACACACGGAGUACGUGAUGUACGACUGGGGAUGAAACCGUUAUAAUUUAUUGUUGCGCCAGGGGACGGUGCAGCACCGUCGAGACGAAGUCGGAGUCAUGUAAUGUACAUUUGGCUUUCUUUGAAAAGCGGAUGAUAUUUCAAACAACCUAAAUCUUCCAAAGGCACGGACGAUACAUCUCGUUCAAAGCGAAAUCCGCAAUAAGCGACAGCGAGACAUAGACGACUGUACGUAGUUUGUUUUCGAACAACGCUAGUAUCAAGGAGGUAUUUGGCUCUCAUUCAUUCGCAGCGCAGCCGUAUCGCUAUCGGGUGGGAUUGUGAAAGACAA
Molecule: messenger RNA, 5182 nt
Organism: Amoebophrya sp. A120
Lineage: Eukaryota; Dinophyceae; Syndiniales; Amoebophryaceae
Source: the annotation of a GenBank genome assembly